This is a messenger RNA of Coprinopsis cinerea okayama7#130, 1233 nucleotides long. RefSeq lists its product as hypothetical. The record is from RefSeq and is a predicted model, not a curated record. The transcript is spliced from 5 exons. Bases 1 to 1233 code for a protein of 410 amino acids. Lineage: Eukaryota; Fungi; Basidiomycota; Agaricomycetes; Agaricales; Psathyrellaceae. Gene Ontology annotation, molecular function: protein binding.
AUGUCGUCCAUCCCAAACUGCGUGAAGGUGCAAGACGAAUCCGCUAGCGGGCGCACGACGUUAACCCCAGAGAGAUCGCUGACAGAUCAACCGACGGAGAAUAAGUUCUACUUUUUCCAAAACCUUACUUUCCGCGCCGAAGAUGAACUCUUCCAGGUGCCGGCACUCUAUUUCCUGGGAGAAUCCCACUUUUUUAGGGAGAUGUUUGAGCUGCCUCCGCCAGAAGGUCAGCCUCUUGAGGGAUCAAGCAAGGAAUGUCCCUUGGUGUUGGAGGGAAUCCGAGCAAUGGAGUUUCAAGCGUUAUUGAAGGUGAUGUUUCCUCGCACGUUUGGGAAGGCAGAGAUCCUGAGCAAGGAUGAAUGGGAAGGAGUCCUCAAGCUUUCCGAUAUGUGGAACAUGCAAACCAUCAAGGAACUUGCAAUCACCAACCUGACACCGAUACUCCUGGAAGACCCCAUCGCCCGCAUCGUUUUCGCUCGCAAAUACAACGUCGGAAGAUGGCUCACACCUGCGUAUGUCGAUUUGGUCAGGCGACAAGAACAUAUUGGUGUGGAAGAUCUCGAGGCUAUUGAAAACGAACUGUUUCAAGUCCCAGAUCUCUACUUCGUGAAGGGGUCCCAGUUCUUUCGGGAUAUGUUCGAAUUGCCGACACCAUCUGGACAGCCUGCGGACGGUUCGAGCGAGGAUCGGCCCCUCGUUCUCGAGGGAAUUCGAGCUGCGGAGUUCCUGUCGCUUUUGAAGGUCAUGUAUCCCCAAAACUUUGGAGAACAAGAAAGAAUCAGUGAAAGCGAGUGGACCAGCAUCCUCAAGCUCCCUGACAUGUGGCAGAUGUCGGCUUUCAAGAAAUUUGCGGUCGAGAGCCUCGCGUUAUUGCUUUCUGAGGAUCCUAUCACCCGAAUGGCCCUCGCUCGGAGAUACGGGGUUGAGGAAUGGCUAUACCCUUCCUAUGCAGAGUUGGUACGACGGGCGCAGCCGAUCUGCCGGGAGGAUGUCGAUGCCAUUGGCAUUGAAACUGCUCUGAAGAUUUGCAGCUUGAGGGAGCGUUGUGUUGAAGAGACGACGAAGACCAUAACCAUCUAUGGAGCCAAUCAAGGAAGACUGUUCGCGAAUAUCCCUACAACAAAUACAGUUCAAACAUUGGUUCUUAACCCUCAGAGAAAGCAGGUGGGAUCGGACCAGAUAACGGACAUGGAGCAGCAUAUUAGAGAUAUUUUCAGUCCGGAACGUAGAUAA